GACUUUUUGAGAGGUUGCAAUCACACAAUACUUCAGAUUCGUUCGUGACAGUAGUGUGCUGUAGAAGCCUUUUUUCAACCGCUUUAACACAAGUGAAGAAGAAAACCGGAAGCGUCACUUCUCCUGCUGCUGCUGGCGAUAGCUAAAGCUACGUCGGCGUCAUCGUCUUAUCGGUUUGGGGUUUGACAACAGACACAACAGCCUUAUUUCGUGUCCAGCCACGAAUACCCAUUUUCAUUGGGGUCUCUGGAGAGAUGAACAACAACGGGAAUAAGAGAGCUCCAACCACAGCCACUCAGCGACUUAAGCAGGAUUACCUCAGGAUAAAGAAAGACCCUGUGCCUUACAUCUGUGCAGAACCUCUCCCCUCCAACAUCCUAGAAUGGCACUAUGUAGUCAGAGGUCCUGAGAAAACUCCAUACGAAGGAGGAUAUUAUCAUGGAAAACUCAUAUUUCCUCGGGAAUUCCCUUUCAAACCACCAAGUAUCUAUAUGAUAACACCAAACGGGAGAUUUAAGUGUAAUACAAGGUUAUGUUUGUCCAUCACAGACUUCCAUCCAGACACGUGGAACCCCGCGUGGUCCGUCUCCACGAUCCUCACAGGUCUGCUCAGCUUCAUGGUCGAGAAAGGCCCCACCCUCGGGAGCAUCGAGACCUCUGACUACACGAAAAGACAGCUGUCAGCCCAAAGCCUGGCUUUCAACCUCAAGGACAAAGUGUUCUGUGAACUUUUUCCUGAUGUAGUCGAUGAGAUGAAACAGAAACAGAAGGCCCAGGAGGAGUUAAGCGCCCGCACUCAGCCCCUCCCCUUACCCGACGUGGUGCCCGAUGGCGACCCUCAACACGCCCACUACGGCCUCCCUGCCCUCAACGGAGGUCCCGUCCCGCUCGGGGGCGCAAACCCAGCCCCGGGCCUGCAGCAGGCCAACCGCAACCAUGGACUUCUAGGCGGGGCCUUAGCCAACCUGUUUGUGAUUGUAGGCUUCGCGGCAUUCGCCUACACAGUCAAGUACGUGCUGAGGAGCAUAGCUCAGGAGUGAGAGGAGCUGGCCGCCGUAGGGCGAUGCUCCCUCCCCCACCACCACCCCCCAUCCCCUUUGCAGGCGAGCCAGCUAGUGGACUCCACAUUCUACAAACACACUAUGUGGGGGGAGGGAUGUUUCAGUCCUGGGUUAAACCCCCUCCACGACCACCACCACCCACAACCACCACCACCAUGGACUUUGGAAGACGGAAUCUCAAAGCCGACCCACCUAGGAAGGAUUGAGCAGAGGAGGAGGGGAAAGAGGGAGAGGAGGAGGUUGGGGAGUGGAUGGGAGUGGCAGUUGGACCGGGGGGGGUUUGGAGGGGCUCAUUAAAACGGUUGUGAUCCACUCUGUGCUUCAGUGGUUUAUGUCAGCAGUAGGAACAAACUUGGCUCAUGGGUUGUGGAAGAGCAUAGAGCUGAGGACAGAGGCACACACAGGUCAUAGUUGGUGGCACCGUGCCAGCAGGCUGGUCACCACAACAGAAAUAGGCUUCACUGAGGUGGAAUAAAAUCCGCCAUUGUUCUCCUGCACUAUCAACUUAUAAUUAAGCAGAUAAUUCUUAAAGCAAGCCCCUCAGUGUUUCCCUCUGCAGUCUGUUCCAGUCAUUCAUACAGCUCAGGGCGGGACUCGAUGCUGUUCCAAUGCUAAAUACAUUCAUAGUCAAGAAAAAAGGAGUUCCACAGAGGUGUCUUCAGUUGAAGUCUUUAAUCCUGGAGUUGGUUACACUCAAGUAGCAUUUCCAUAAAAUAGCUUCAAGGCAGCAGUUGUCAUCACCCUGCAGAGAAGUUGAGAGGCAGUUACCUUCAGUUUCACUUUGUCACCAGUGCCAUUUGGUUAUUCUGCAAGAGGUGUUUUGGUAUUUAGAGUACAUCUGGGUCAUGGAGGAAAUUUAAGGAAGUUAUUUUUCCUGAAUGUGUAGCUUUCCAGAUUACAAAAAAAAACAAAGAGCGCUCAAUCAAAACAGCACAGACACGGGUGAUAGCAUCUGAAUUUUAACCACAUUCCUGAACACUAUAUGAGCCAACAACAUGUCAUCAUAGGAAAGGCCUCAUGUUCUACGUUGAGCUACCUGGAGGGGAAAUCGAGACAGAUUGGUGACAAAAAGCAAAAAACAACAACACGGUUAAACUACAUGUGCAGGAAGAUUAGUGUACAGCAGCGUGAUCCAAAUAGGGCCUUUUGAUGUCAUCGGUAUGUGAUGGUACAUUUCUGCUGAUGCAUGGAGCAAAGAAAGUAGACUUGAUACAACAGGGUAUUAUCAAGAUACAUCACAAACUUUCAGUCUGCAAAAGAGCUGCUGAUACAGGGCUGAAGACUGAUGUGAGUCCAGAUGGUCUCUCCAGUCAACCCAUGAGCCAAGCAAUGAACCCAAUGUCUGCGCAGAAAUAGAGACCAGUGCCCCCCUUUUUAAAAAAAAAAAAAAAAAAAAAAAAAAAAAAAUCCAAAAUUGGCUUAGCUGACCAGUAUAGCAGCACUCUAUAUAGGUCCAAAUAAGGAGACACAUGAAGAGAACCAACGUUUUGUUUCUGUAUAUUUUUCUUUUUCCAAAUAAUAUUUUUCUUUGUGUUUUUUGUUCUCUUUAUUUAUAGACAGCCUUGGCUUGUCUGUCAUGGCUCUGAGGAAAAACGUAUAGUGUUUGCUAAGCAGGGCAAACACACACACACACACACACACACAGACAGGCAGGCCAUGGUUCGGGCUCAAAUAAUUGCUGAUAAUUUACUGUUGUGCAUUGCAUUUAGUAAAGAUGGUUCUACUGUGUAUCCAAUGUUUCAACAGAAAAAAACCGAAAGCAGAAGAUUCACCUUUCUAUUGCUCUUCUUUUCUGGCACCAUCUUUAAAAAAAAAAGAAAAAGUUUUUUUAAAAAACAGAGAGAGAGGAACUGAUGAUGAUGGGAGUGCGUUUGUGUGAUUAUACAGCAAAUGCCCAAAUUUCCAUGCUUCAGUUAAUCUUGUGUGACAUUGUAUGUUUUCAUAGUAAAUGCAAAUAAAUUACCCUGCUUGGCGGGGUCUUUUAGAAACCC
This is a messenger RNA of Lates calcarifer (barramundi perch), 3052 nucleotides long. It is a transcript of the gene ube2j2, whose product is annotated as ubiquitin-conjugating enzyme E2, J2 (UBC6 homolog, yeast). NCBI's taxonomy places the organism in Eukaryota, Metazoa, Chordata, Actinopteri, Centropomidae. The coding region runs from base 255 to 1040 and encodes 261 amino acids. The record is from RefSeq and is a predicted model, not a curated record. The transcript has 7 exons.